GUAUGGUUUAAGAACCGCAGAGCCAAAUGGAGGAAGCGGGAAAGAAAUCAACAGGCAGAACUUUGUAAGAAUAGUUUUGGAGCUCAGUUCAAUGGACUGAUGCAACCUUACGAUGAGAUGUAUAGUAGUUAUUCCUAUAAUAACUGGGCUACCAAAGGACUUACUGCCAGCACUCUGUCAACAAAGAGCUUCCCAUUCUUCAACUCCAUGAAUGUCAAUGCCAUUUCUUCCCAGCCCAUGUUUUCAACAUCCAGUUCUAUAGGAUCUAUGUCUGUACCCUCCUCAAUGGUUUCUCCAACUGUGAAUGGUGUGCCAGGCCCAAGCCUUAACAAUCUUAAUAGCCCUGGUCUUAACUCUGCAGUUCCAUCCACUACCUGUCCCUACGCAUCCACAGCCAAUCCUUACAUGUAUAGGGAUACUUGUAACUCUAGCCUGGCUAGCUUGCGAUUGAAGGCAAAACAGCAUGCCAACUUCACCUACCCAGGAGUGCAGACGGCAGCAUCCAGCCUGAGCCCGUGUCAGUAUGCUGUGGAUAGGCCAGUAUGAGAACCUCCACUGCU
Molecule: messenger RNA, 560 nt
Organism: Protobothrops mucrosquamatus (brown spotted pit viper)
Lineage: Eukaryota; Metazoa; Chordata; Lepidosauria; Squamata; Viperidae
Product: pituitary homeobox 3-like
Exons: 1
Biological process (GO): anatomical structure morphogenesis; regulation of transcription by RNA polymerase II
Cellular component (GO): nucleus
Molecular function (GO): RNA polymerase II cis-regulatory region sequence-specific DNA binding; DNA-binding transcription factor activity, RNA polymerase II-specific
Source: RefSeq, a predicted model, not a curated record